Molecule: messenger RNA, 3510 nt
Organism: Acipenser ruthenus (sterlet)
Lineage: Eukaryota; Metazoa; Chordata; Actinopteri; Acipenseriformes; Acipenseridae
Product: peroxiredoxin-like 2C
Exons: 6
Coding region: 232-900 (222 amino acids)
Source: RefSeq, a predicted model, not a curated record
CACGUAGACUGUAUCCAACACCAAAUUUAUGAAAAUGCCUCGUUUUUCAAAUAUUUAGUCUAAACUAAUGUUCACAGUCUACUCGUGCUUCCAUUACAUUGUGAGACUGAAGAGAGGUUUGGGCACAUUUGGGAGUGGCCAGCUGCGAGUUUGUGAAAGCGACAGCUGAGCUCUCUCCCAAAAUAGUUUGCAUGGACGGUAUUUCAGGGCAGUUUCUACCCAGGAAACACAAUGGAUACAAUCCCUCCUGUAACACAGCAGAUCGGAAGAAAUCCGCAUGAAAACCGAUGCAAGUCAGUUGAUAUCGACGUCUCAGACGUACAAGACUGCAAUGUUUUUGAUCGACAGGGAAAUCGACUUUCUUUUAGAUCUUUGUAUCAGGAAAAGAAAGCCAUCAUUGUUUUGGUUAGGCAUUUCUUGUGCUACACUUGCAAAGAAUAUGUGGAAGAUCUGGCUAAAAUACCCAAGAGUUUCCUAUCACAUGCUGACGCUAGAUUGAUUGUUAUUGGACAAUCUGCGCACCAUCAUAUUGAUGCCUUUUGCCAACUGACCGGGUAUCCACAUGAAAUGUACGUUGACCCUGAAAAAGAAGUAUAUAGAAAGCUUGGAAUGAAUAGAGGGGAUACAUUUAUAAAAGCAGCAGGUCAUAGUCUUCAUGUGAAAUCAAAUAUGUUUACUGGAAGUGUGAAAAGCAUAUGGCGAGCAAUGACCAGCACUGCAUUUGAUUUUCAAGGGGACCCAAAUCAGCAAGGAGGAGCUUUGAUUAUAGGACCUGGUGCUGAAGUUCACUUUGCUCAUUUCGACGUGAACAGGCUUGAUCACAUGCCAAUAAACUGGCUUUUGGAGCAGGCAGGAGUACAAACAGUGGAUUUUACAGAUCAGCCCAUCAUUCAUGUCUAAAACCUGGACAGAAAUGUAGUCAAAUGGAAUUGCUUGUGAUAAGGAAAAAAGGGGGAUGUGUAAGACUGUGUAAUUUAAGUUAUGUUUUUCAAUCCCAGAACCUGCUUUUGCGAGGUUCCUGAUGCUUUGCGAUAGGUACAUUAUAAUUGGUCUUUUCUUAUUUGAACCCUUUGAAACAUUUACCAUAGUAAAAGCAUAGUAAAGUGCAAUGAAGCACAGUAAAAGCAUGGUAAAGCCCAGAGAGGUGUUAAGGCAUAUUUAAAACCACGGGAGACUGUAGUAAAUGGGGAAAAAUAUGGAAAAAACAUAGGAAACCUGCAAAGUUACAGUGCAACAUUACUGUGGUAAAUUUUAUAAGGAAACUGAUAUAUACAACACUUUAAAGUGUAGUAAAAACAUGCACUACUAUUUGUGAGGAUGUACAAAAAAAGCAAAACACUUUUGUGUUAUUGUUUAUCGUUGAUUUCUGCCACAACCUAAUUACAAUAAGAGAAUGGCAAUGUUUUUCUUAAAGGGACAGUCAAAUCAGAAUUUCCUGGACACUCUGAGCUGGUAUUAUACUGUAUCCUAGUAAUUCCCAUAAUCCCCUUUUUUCUUUUUUUCUUUUAAUCCAGUAGGAGUUGUUUGGGGAAAUAUCAGAAGAAGGUAGAAAUAAUUUAGGGAAAUCCAUUAGUAAGGUAGCUGUGUGUGUGAAAAAAUACAUGGAGGCACUAUGAAUACUAUAGAUGUUUGUUCAAACUAAUGAGAACGCUGACUAAAAGUUAUAAAUGCUUAUGUAUAUUUAGUAAAAGCUGCCUAUACAUUUUUCUUUUAAUAUUUUAUAAUUUAAUGUCUGGUCUGAUGAAUUGGAUUACAGUACAUUCGUAACACAACUUUGUCUAACUCAUUCCUAAUGCCCUUCUUCAUCUGCUCAAAAAAAAGCAGCAGAUACAAAACCAAUAUAUCACACAAUGGCGGGGCUCCCGAGUGGCGCAUCCAGUAAAGGCGCUCUGCGCAGGAUGUGCCCUAUAGCCUGGAGAUCGCAGGUUCGAAUCCAGGCUAUGUCACAGCUGACCGUGACCGGGAGUUCCUAGGGGGCGGCGCACAAUUGGCUGAGCGCUGCCCGGGUAGGGAGGGCUUAGGUCGGCAGGGGAAUCCACGGACCACCGCGCAUCAGCGACCCCUGUGGCCGAUAGGGCGCCUGUGGCUCUGCAGCGGAGCCGCCAGAUCUGUGUUGUCCUCCGGCACUAUAGGUCUGGUGUCAUUGCUGUGGAUCUGCAGUGCGAAAAAUGACGGCUUGGCAGGAGCACGUUUCGGAGGACGCGUGUUCCAGCCUCCAUUUCCCGAGUCGGCGCGGGGGUUGUGAGCGGUGAGCCGGGGAUACAGAUAAUAAUUGGGCAUGCUAAAUUGGGGUGAAAAAUCGGGGUAAAAUAAUUGGCGACGACUAAAUUAAAAAAAAAAAAAAAAAAAAAAAACAUAUCACACAAUGAUAGUUUAUUCAUACUUGGAAGUUCACUCCCCUAUCACAGCGAUUAACCCUCUCAUUUCCAAAAUGACUUACAAUAAAAAAUACAACAAAAUAGUACAAUAAUUUUACUGGCUAGAUCUAAUAAUUAUUAUACAAUGGUUAAAAAAGCACAACCAAUGAUUUGGCUCUUAUUUAAUUAGAAUCAGGAAAAUUCCAGUUCGAUUUCAAUAUAUCACAAGCCAUUUUAUAAGUGCAAUAACACACCUGAAGGCAUGGGUGGUACUGAUACAACCCACUUCUCAGGUAGUUUAAGACACCUUUUACAGUUGUUAUAUUUCCUUUAUGGUCCAUCUUAAUAGGCCUUUUGUCAACUGACCGGGUAUCCACAUGUGUGUUAUUGCUUACCUAUUAACAGGUCUAAGAAUAUCAUUUUUUUUACAACUGAGUGUAUUACUUCAGCCAAUGUAUGCUGAAAAGCAGUAUACUGUACAUACUGUAUUAUUAAAUAAGAAAAUAAAGUGCAUUUCACUGCCAAAGAAGAUGCAGUUUGUCUGAGGAUGGUUUUAAUUAGGAAUGCAAUUCAGGAUUGCUUACUGCGCCUAACAGUUUGAUAUGUGAGAUGAUUUAGACAUUGUGACAUUUGCCUUUGCCUGCAUUCAAAUACAGAACAUAUCAAUUGCUGCCCUGCAAUUUGCCCAGUUGCAAACUUGAAAAGAGUGCAGAGUCUCGGUUAAUUGUAACCUUGGUUACUGAGUGUGCUGUUGUUCUUCAUAACAUUUGUUUUCACACAAAGCUAAAAUGACUCUUUAGGUAAAAGCACAAAACAGAACUCUUCUUUCUGCGGUAACAUAGUGCCACUGCUUUCUACCUAAUAAGAAACGAAUUAUGUUUCUACUGUAUCACUUGUGAAAUUAUGCAUUUAGUCUGUAAAACUGUACUGAUCCAAAUCAGCACUCCCACACUGUAUUUCAUUGAAAUGGUACAGACUGAAUUGCAAUUUAAAUACUGUAUCUGUCAGUUUUAAUGUUGUUUAAUGUGAUCAUAUGAAACUGUUAUUCAACUGCAAACAUUUUUGUUUUUAAUAUGUACUUAAAGUUGUAUUUAUUUAAAGAAAAAAGUUUGCUGGUACAAAAAUAAAUACCAGCAAAUAUUGCAACUUGGAA